AUGGGGGGAAACGCCAGCACGGAGGCGUCUGUUGGGUCUCCACUGUCGGAUGCCGAUAGCACCGCCCAACAACAACAACAAAAAGAAGAUGCGGAGAAGCGCCGUCGCUACGCCCAUCUCACUUCUGCCGCCGCCCAACACCAACAAAAAGGCAGUAGCUAUAGAAAUAAUAAUAAUAGUAAUAGUAAUAGUGGUGGGACUCAUCAUAAGAAUAUUAUUGAGACGGUGUAUGAUGAGGACUUUGACACUAUUGAUCACAUGCAGGCCGUUCGCUUUCCACCAAUGGUCGUGAAACAACUGCAGGACGCCGUGGACUCCGAGGCGGAGCGGCGCUGCGCAGAUGCGGAGAAGACAAUGGCCCGAUGUCUGCAGGAUAAAAUGUGGACAUCGUGGAAGUGCCAGAAGGAACGGGAUCGAUAUUAUCACUGUGCGGCGAAGGAACGGGAAAACCCAUCGCGAUUGAUGGAAUACCGUUGGAAGUAUAAUUUGGGAACUUUUCAUGGUGAGAUUAUUGGUAGAAAUAAUAUGAUGAGACGUGUCUGGGCGGAACACUUUCCAGAGCGGGAAUUACCUCAUCCAUGGGUGAAGGAUCAGUAA
Trypanosoma theileri is the source of this 597-nucleotide messenger RNA. RefSeq lists its product as uncharacterized. The transcript has a single exon. The coding region runs from base 1 to 597 and encodes 198 amino acids. Lineage: Eukaryota; Euglenozoa; Kinetoplastea; Trypanosomatida; Trypanosomatidae. The record is from RefSeq and is a predicted model, not a curated record.